This is a messenger RNA of Annulohypoxylon truncatum, 1676 nucleotides long. Its product is annotated as tryptophan synthase beta subunit-like PLP-dependent enzyme. Bases 305 to 1456 code for a protein of 383 amino acids. The record is from RefSeq and is a predicted model, not a curated record. The transcript has 2 exons. NCBI's taxonomy places the organism in Eukaryota, Fungi, Ascomycota, Sordariomycetes, Xylariales, Hypoxylaceae.
CUAGAGAUGUAUACCUGUAUGUAGUCGACCAUGCUUCUUGCUAAGUUGAGGAGGGGUGGGGGAUAGCGUACUUCCAAUACCGUAAUCGUGAGACUGGUAAGCGGGCCGGUGGGAUGGCAACGCCCGCUAACUACUUCCCAUUUCUCCAACAUUGAUACAACAUCCAAAUUCCCAAAUUCAUUGGGAUCCGAGGUCGGUCAGAUCUAUAGGUCUUUGGCGCUUUGGGCGACCAAUUUUCGUAAUUUGAUGUUUAAAGUAUAAGGAACUCCCAAGCGAUUACUUGAAUACAAUAUUUGAAUAAACCAUGUCGCCGUUUAUAUAUUUAAACUCCCCAGCACGAGAGUGGGUAUAUAAUCAUGACGGCGCACAAAGCGGAACCCACGAGUCAACCGUCCUCGCAUUCCACAAGACGAUUCCGGAGUAUAACGAGACAAAACUGCAUAGCCUGACAGACCUGGCAACAGAGCUGGGCCUUGGACAUGUGCUGUUGAAAGAUGAGUCAAACAGAUUCGGUCUGCCGGCGUUCAAGAUCUUAGGGGCAUCGUGGGCCGUGUACCGCGCCAUAGGAUUGCAUCUUGGUUUACCAGUCUCAGAUGGUCGGGUUUCUUUUGCAGAAGUUGGCUCAAAAGCAAGAGAAUCAGGAUUGCAGAUCGUGACGGUAACAGAGGGGAAUUGCGGCAGAGCGGUGGCGCGCAUGGCAGCGGCGCAUAUGGGGAUCCCGACGAGAGUAUUUGUCCCUUCAUUGAUGGACGAGAAGACUCGCGCCAAGAUAAGGGGCGAGGGAGCCGAGGUCAUAGCACUUGAUAAAAGUUACGACGAUGUGAUUCCCGUCGUGUUGGAGGAGGCAAAAGCUGGGGAAAACACGAUAUUAAUACUGGAUGUUAGCGUGGAGGGAUACGAUACUAUCCCACAGUACUUUGUCGAAGGCUAUAGCACGAUGCUUGCCGAGUCGGACCGCCAAGUCCUUGAGCUGACGGGCGGAAAAGCGGCUACUCACGCUAUUGUGCCUGUGGGCGCUGGAUCUAUUGGUGAGGCUGUCACGGCACAUUUUAAAAGUAGUACUCGGCGAAAUGAUUCAGGGCAGGCAAGAGUUCUAGGUGUUGAGGCUACCGUUGCAGCAUGCCUCUUCCAGUCGCUGAAAACAGGAAAAAGCGUUUCGGUACUGACGGAGGAUACCAUCAUGUGUGGGAUGAACUGCGGGAUUCUAUCUAAUACAGCGUGGCCGAUACUCAGGGACGGCAUGGAUGCUGGUGUGGUAGUGAGUGACUUGGAAUCGCAUAAUGCAGUUCAGGAGCUCAGUGCCCGUGGCAUUCCUGCUGGACCUUGCGGUGCCGCAACGCUGGCUGCGCUUAAGAGGGCCUGUGCGGACGCGAAGCAGGAAUUGGGUCUUGAUGAAACGUCGAUUGUGGUGCUAUAUUGUACUGAAGGCCAGAGGGAAUAUAUGGUACCGUCGUAAGCUAAUCUUGAGAGAUUAUUCCUAAAGAUUGAGUAAAACAAACGACAUAUCCAAGAUAGCAGAUCAGACCAGUUUCGUAUAUUUCUGAAACUUAGACAUAAGCUUCUUUUGGCUCAUGAAUAUCUGUACAUUCUUAUUUGUACAUGCUAAACCCCUAGAUACACCACCGGGUGAAAAGCUCUAAUCCUGCUGGAUCUAGAGGGGUAUAAUUGGUUGCCUU